Molecule: messenger RNA, 1378 nt
Organism: Solea senegalensis (Senegalese sole)
Lineage: Eukaryota; Metazoa; Chordata; Actinopteri; Pleuronectiformes; Soleidae
Product: small RNA 2'-O-methyltransferase-like
Exons: 9
Coding region: 2-1252 (416 amino acids)
Biological process (GO): RNA methylation; siRNA processing; piRNA processing
Cellular component (GO): cytoplasm; nucleus
Molecular function (GO): O-methyltransferase activity; RNA methyltransferase activity
Source: RefSeq, a predicted model, not a curated record
GAUGGAACCGCUGUUCAGUCCGGCUCUUCAUAGACAGAGACACCAGUUUGUCAUCGACUUUGUCAAAAGGAACAAACCCCGAAAGGUCGUGGACCUGGGUUGUGCUGAGUGUACCCUCCUAGGAAAGCUCCGGUGGUUUCAACGUGAAAUUGACCUUCUUGUCGGAGUGGACAUCGACGGGACCAAAGUUAAGAAAAAGAUGCAUGCAUUAGCUCCUAUGGCAACUGACUACCUGCAGCCCAGUUAUGAACAGCUGUGCAUUGAGCUCUACCAGGGCUCAGUCACACAAAGAGAUGCACGCCUCAGAGGAUUUGAUCUGGUGACCAGUAUAGAACUCAUAGAACACCUCACUCUGGAUGAUGUGGAGUGUUUCUCUGAGGUGGUGUUUGGUUACAUGAACCCGGUGGACGUUAUCAUCAGCACCCCAAACUCUGAGUUCAACCCUUUUCUCCCCGGAUUGUCAGGUUUCAGGCACAGUGACCACAAGUUUGAGUGGACCAGAGCCGAAUUCAAGACAUGGGCUCAGACGGUGUGUUUGAAGUUUGGUUACGAGGUGGAGUUCACUGGUGUUGGAGCGGCACCACCAGGGCAGCAGGAGAGUGUUGGAUUUUGCUCUCAGAUUGGCGUGUUUCACCGGCUUGAGGGAAACAUGUUGCGCUGUGACAAUGCAGAGGAUGUAUUUGCAUACACACUGCUCUACAGUAUAAACUAUCCCAGCCUGCGUGAUAACAACCUACUGCGAAGGGUCCUGGUGUGCGAGGUCUUAUGUUGGACAGAAAAUCUGAAGAGUAGAUGGGCAAUGAAGACGACUUGUGAUGAGGCAUUGUGUGGAAUUGAAGGAGGAAAAGAGGAGUGUCUCUCAGAGCGAUGUAUGGAGGUGGAAGAGGAGCAGACAGUGUGUGGAGCAGAGAUGAGAGAGCCGAUGGGACCCUGUGAGAAAGAUUUGUCCAAGGAUCAGGAAAAUGAUUACUCCAAAUUACAGCGGUGUGAGUCUGUACCUCUGGAAGUCUUGUGGUCUCACUGUCCCAAAGUCAGUGCCCUGUGUGGAAGUCUCGAUAAUCUCAGGCGUAUACUAACAGAUGAUCCUGAUGUCAAUCUGAGCCAAGACGGCAAUGCUGUGCUCUUACAGUAUGAUGAACAAGACCUCGGGGAAAAGGAGGAGCAGGAUGAUCUGCAGGACAGUGGGUAUGCAGAGGCCAGGCAGCACUGCCUCACUGCUGAGCAAGAGGAAGACUGGGGGGCAAAUGUUUGAUCAGGAGGAUGCAGCUUGUUUUCCAGGACAAGUAGGUCAGUUCAUCAGAUUCAAGCGUAAAAAGUCCCCGUCGGACAGUCUGCACAGAGGCUUAUUUGGUCUGAAGCUCGAUGUUUUGAGUAUUAA